AAUGUAUUCGUUCGAUCGGAACAGUUGGAAUCGAAGCAACAAAUUUUUAGCGACCGAUGAGACGACGACGGCUCGAGUGUAAAAGCUGCGAAUUUUUAUGUGAUUUUGUAAAUUGUGAGGGCUAAGAAAAUAAAGAAAAAGUCGCUAGUGAUUUUAUCAAAUUGUAUACGCGUGUGAAACAAUAAGAAAUAUGCGUAAACGCAAGUUGAAGUGCUAAAGAGACGAAUACAAUAUAAUUGAAAUCAGGCGAGCAUUAAUUACGAUUAAAAUAUAUAUAUAUAAACUGAAUUGAAUCAGAAAGGAAUGAAAAAGUGAAAUAGUGUGGCCAGCGCGAAAAACGUGAAGAUAUAGCAAUUGCAUAUAUAGCAAAGAACAUAAAGACAUCGCGGUGGAGAUCUUUAGGAUUUUGCUGAUUUCAUUUCAUCACUUGCGGUAGCUGCGAAUUAUUUUCGCAGCGCGAACAUUACUUCCAUAUGUAUAUCCAUACUCCAGAAAAUUGUUGAAAAACAAUGUCAUCAAAAAGAUUUGUAAAAUUUGAAUUCUAAAUUCAAAGCCCCAUAAAGUAAUCUUCCUAAACUCACUUGGGUAAUUCCUUGAGUUUAUUUCAGCACCAUAAGCUGCAGGAAUAAGUUGUGUAUUAAUUAAUUGUCUAUUGUUUGUAAUACACACAUACGCACGCACACACAACAUCAGAUAGUUGAUUAGCGUGAGAGAGCAACAACUAUCGUCAGCUUUCAAAGUGUACGUAUUGUACUAAGCGUAAUACUAACAAUUAGCCUAAUGGUAUUGUUAACUCUAGAUUUUUAUGUUGCAGACUGAAAAGUACGAGUUAGCUGCUGAUCGUACUCUGGAAUUUGUGGGUAAUAAUAUAUUCAAAAGAAAGCUUAGAGUUAAAAUUAAAAGAUUAAGAGCAUACAAUUUGGAGGAAAAUAUGACCACAGAUACCCGCCGACGUGUUAAAUUGUACGCUUUGAAUGCAGAGCGGCAAUGGGAUGAUCGCGGCACAGGACAUGUAUCUUCGAAUUAUGUCGACAGGCUUAAAGGUAUUUCAUUGCUGGUGCGUGCCGAAUCGGAUGGUUCUUUACUUUUGGAAAGUAAAAUUCAACCCGACACCGCCUACCAAAAACAACAGGACACACUGAUCGUUUGGUCAGAGGGCGAUAAUUUCGAUUUGGCAUUAAGCUUUCAAGAGAAGGCUGGUUGUGAUGAAAUAUGGGAGAAAAUUUGUCAGGUUCAAGGUAAAGAUCCAUCAGUUGAAAUAACGCAAGACAUUGUUGAGGAAUCCGAAGAUGAACGUUUUGAAGAUAUGUCCGACACAGCACCGCCCAUUGAAUUGCCGCCAUGUGAACUAGCACGUCUGGAGGAGAUCUCCGAAACCAUACAGAAUUGUUUGACCACACCAUUGCGAAAGGAGAAACUCUCCAUGGCCUUGGAAUCCGAAAAUUAUAUAAAAAAAUUACUAAAUCUAUUCCAUGUAUGCGAAGAUCUCGACAAUACCGAGGGUUUACAUCAUCUCUUCGAGAUCUUCAAGAACAUAUUCCUAUUAAACAAGAAUGCAUUGUUCGAGAUUAUGUUCGCUGAAGAUACUAUUUUCGAUGUGGUUGGCUGCCUAGAGUAUGAUCCCAGUUCCACUCAACCAAAGAAGCAUCGUCAGUAUUUAAAACAAUGGGCCAAGUUCCGCGAAGCAGUACCGAUUAAAAAUCAAGAUCUGCUCGCCAAAAUCCAUCAAACGUUCCGUGUACAAUACAUACAAGACAUUAUAUUGCCAACACCAUCGGUAUUUGUCGAAGACAACAUGUUAAACACGCUAUCCAGUUUUAUAUUCUUCAAUAAAGUGGAAAUUGUCACACUUAUACAAGAAGAUGAGCGCUUCCUGGUCGAUAUGUUUACCAUUUUAACAGAUCCAAGUACCAGCGAUGCCAAGCGUCGCGAUAUUGUGCUAUUCUUAAAGGAAUUUUGCAAUUAUGCACAGAACUUGCAACCACAGGGCAAAGACUCUUUCUACAAGACACUCACCUGUUUGGGUAUAUUGCAAGCUCUGGAGAUAACACUGGUGAUGAACGAUCAAAAAACAAAAUCCGCUUCAAUCGAUAUACUCACUGCAAUUGUGGAGUUCUCACCGUUGGUGGUGCGCAACUACACAUUACAGCAGGAGGUCAAUCGUACAGAAGGUGAUCGUAUGCUGUUGAAUAUUGCCAUUGAACAAAUGUUAAGCGAUUCCGAACCCGAACUUGGUGUCGCAGUGCAAUUAAUGGGCAUCAUUAAAAUUUUAUUGGAACCCGAAAGUAUGCUAACGGAGAAGGCAGAAUUUUUGAACUUCUUCUAUAAGCACAGCAUACAAACGCUGAUUGCUCCACUACUUAUUAACACAAUCGGCGAUCGUCCAGAUAGUGAAGACUACCAAACCGCACAAUUGCUUGGCAUUGUCUUGGAUAUAUUGUCAUUUUGUGUGGAACAUCAUACUUAUCAUAUUAAAAACUUUAUCAUACAAAAAGAUCUCCUAAAGAGAAUACUUGUGCUUAUGAAAAGCACACAUACGUUCCUCGUACUUGGCGCACUUAGACUUUUAAGGAAAAUUAUUGCACUUAAAGACGAGUUUUAUAAUAGGCAUAUAGUUAAAGGUAACUUAUUUGCACCAGUUGUUGACGCAUUCAUUAGAAAUAAUGGCAGAUAUAAUUUACUCGAAUCGGCUAUACUGGAAUUGUUUGAGUUUGUAAAACUUGAGGAUAUUAAAACGCUUUGCGUCUACUUCGUGGAGAAUUUCAGUAAAAUAUUUGAUGAAAUCGAAUAUGUACAAACAUUUAAAUAUCUCAAAAACCGUUACGAUCAGUAUCAAGACCGAAUAAAGGAUCGCGACAAGAUGUCGCUGGAUACUAGCUUACCGAUUAUACGUAGUCGCUUCCGCCGCGAUCCGCGACAGAUGGACGACGAAGAAGAGAUGUGGUUCAAUGAGGAAGAAGAUUUCGCCGAUGAAUAUGAUACUUACAACAGCGUAAUGAAAUCCGUCACCGAAAAGAAUGGCCCUUCACAAUCUCCGUCACAACAAUCAUCGAUACAACAAAAAUCGCCACCACAAGGCGCAUUGCUAGGCAGCAGUAGCAGCGUAAAUAGUUUGAGCUCCACAACGACCACGGCAACGACACUAACACCGGCUGUAGGCGUGAGCGGCGUCGGCGGUGUAUCAUCCAUCAGCGGUGUGAGUCUCAGUGAUGUGGUUUCAAAUGCGUCCAACAGUAGUAGCCUUGAUCAUUCACAGUCUGCCGCUGCUGCCACACAGGCGCAUUUAGGUGCAGCUGCUGUUGCCGCCAACAUUGCGCUCCACCAUCAACAGCAAACGGCAUUGCAUAAUUUCCAACAACAACAGCAGCUAAAUUUAAAUAGCACCCUAGUGGCAGCAGCUGCUGCCGCCGCGGCUGGUGUGGCCAGUACAUCGGCAGCUAGUGCCGCACAUUUAGAGGCGCAAAAUCAGCAUCAACAUCAACAUCCCGAACAUACACACGAGGAUCCCGAUAUUGUUGAAUUGCGUCAGCAUUUGGUUUCCAUUGUACCACAACAUCAAGAAUUGGCAUUAGCCGCUGCCGCAACGUCAUCAUCAACUGCCGUCACGGGGUCCGCAUCAUCAGCGGUUGCCGCGCUGCAAUCGCAGUCAUUAUCAUCCACAUCGAUAGCGACACCAUCCACAUCAACCGCGCUGUCCGAGUCGGCGGUCGCCGCCGCAGCAGCAGCCUCACAAUUGCUAACAUCAAUCGCAUCGAGCGAUGCCGUCGCUGCGGUGGCAGCGGCUGCAGCCGCAGCUGUCGCAGCCACUGUGACUGGCGUGACGCCCAAUAUGGGUGGCGGCGGUGGCGUGGUAACUGCGGCUAAUUUGGCAGCGGCUGCAAAUGCUGCGGACACGCUGGCGCUCAAUGUUGGCAAGCACAACGACAGUGUCGAUAAUAUGGGUAACGGUAACGGCAAAGAUGGCGCUAUUUCGUCCGUCAUGACUGGGAAGAAGGGUCUCGUCGACUAUGAGAGCGAUUCUGGCGAUGAGGAUGACUACGAGGAGGAGGAAGAAGAGGAGUCGCCGCAUCAGAAGAAGCCACGCAUGGCAUAGCAAAAUUACGCUACUAACGCAGCGGCUGCGGCGGCAGCAGCAGCGGCAGCGGCAGCUGCAGAAUCAAUUAUUAAAACAUUCGCAACAAUGUCUUCAACACAUUACAACAACAACUGCAACAAUUUGUAAAAGCAAUAGCCAUAUAAAUGCAACGCUUGCAGUAGUAACCAGUGCCGUACACAAGAGUACAUGCCAAGAGCUGCAACAACAACAACAAUUACAACAAUAGGUGUAACAGAUAUACAAUAAACACAGAGCGAAAAACAAUUAGCGAUAAUAAAACAACAACAACAACACAACAACCAGUUUUGGUCAAUGUGACAGAACAACAACAACAACAACAACAAAUACAACUAGCAUAGCCAGCAAACUAAAUAAGAAGAAGAAUGCGAACGUAAGAGACUCUGAAGGUCUUGAUUGUCUUGUUUAUACUGACACUGCAGAUGGAUGGGACGGCAGACAAAAGUAAUAUAAUAUAAAAAAAAUGAAAGAAACGUACAUACAUAAUUUUACAUAGAUACAUAAAUACAUACUACAUACAAGUAUAUAACGCGUAAUCUACUAGAGAAUAAAUAAAAUAAAAUAAAAUGAAAUUAAAUUCGCAAAAUACUAAUUAAAUAAAUUUUGUCGAACUACAAAUACAUGCAUACAUAAUAUAAUAAAUAUAUAUAUGAACGGAAGAGCUGAGUUGAGAGUUUGUUGGAAGUCAAACAAAUCUUAAAAGCAAACAAAAAAAGUUAUAUUGAGAGAAAAAAUAUAAACAACAACAAACACAUCAGAAAUAACAAAUUGCUAGCAAGCAAUUGAAGGAUGAUGCCAGUUGAACUCAUACUUCAUCUAUUUACUUUACGAAUUAACAAAAUGUAAUAGUCUUCAUCGUCGUUGUUGUCGUCGCAAUGUUAAAUCUAAUUUAAUGGGGACCGCUAAAUUAAUUUAAAGGAUAAAAAGAAAUAUAUUUAAAAUAAUGGUAACAAUUUCUACGAUAUUAAAACGAUGAAAAAACACCUGCAGUGCGUUAUCAAAAAUGCUGUUGUUAAGCCGUAACACCUGAAAUGCCACUACUUUUGAGGUCAAAAAACGAUUGCCUUAUGCAAAAGCAUGCUGGUGUCUUGCUGGUAGUGCAAAACUACCAGCUUGGUCGGUUAAUAACAGUUAUUUGCGAUAACUCAUUGCAGUGCGCGCAGUCGUAUGUAAACAAAAGCAAAUAAAUUAAUGAAAUUGAAGGCGGAAAAGAAAAUGAGUUGUAAAUUACAAAGGAAUUUGCUAAAUUAUGCCAACUAGCGAUGUGUCAAACUACUUUCACUUUAAAGUCGAAAAUUUGCUAGUAGAACCGACUGAGGUUUGCUUAAAGUUGUCGUUAAUACUUGUCUUUUUUUUUUUUAUAUGUUUUUAUAUAAUCUGUUUGUUGUUUUUUCAUCCUCAAAGCUUUUACGGAACGAAUUAGUGCGUUUUUGCUAUUUAUGGUUUGUAGCGCUCGCUCCUUUUAAUUAUAGAAAGAAAACAGCUUGCUAAGAGACAGCAAUUUUCUUAAAUUAUUCAUGUCAAGCAAUCGAUAGUGAUUUAACUACACUUUGGUACAACAACAAACCUACCGAACAUUACACACACACACACUAAUAAACACAACCAGACGCACAAGUUCAAUCACCUAUUCACAUUGAACCAAGUUUGAGGCACAUUAUAUACGAUAAUGAAACAUUAAAAAAUACGCUUAGCAUUAUUAAAACUUAACGGCAGUAAUAUAAUAUUUAAAAAAGAAAAUUAAUUUUGAAAAGUAACGAUUUUGUAAUAUAUAAAAAUGUUUGCAUAUGUAAAAAAAAAACUAAAUGUAAAUUUACGUGCUUACAUAUCAAAUUUUAUACGAUAUCCUGUAUACACUAUAUAUGCUCCGAAAAUUGUUUAAUUAUAUAUAUUUUUUUCAAUUAAAAAAUUAAUUUUUAGCAUACAAAAACCAUGGAAUAUUCACUCAUGGCGUUAAAACCUUUGAUUGUGUACAUUUUCAUUUGUUUUUGGUACAGCAUAUAUAUGUAUAUAUGUAUAUUAAUUAUUUUAAACCACACCAGUUUAGCAUUUGCAUAAUUUUACACUUUCUCUUUUGUAAAAAAUUGUACUAAAAUUUGAUACCAUUCGCUAGUGAAUGAGUGAAUAGAGUGAGAAUAGCGGUUUUUAUAGUAACUAUGCGUCGUUCUAUUAGUUUUUACAGUUUCCGAAUUGAAAAAAAACUUGCUGCAUUGUGAAUAUGUGUCUAUAACUCGCUGGUUGUAAUGUACCACACAUGGAUUUUUAUAAUUCAUGCUUGAUUAUUUAAUAGGGGAAGUAGAGGUGUUAUUAAUUAAAUAUAUAUUUAUAUAACAAAUGUAAAUAAUAUAUUUCCUUAAUUCGGUGAAUUUUUUAUUAAUUUUUUUUUUAUAUAUUUUUUUAAAUUUUUUUUACAUUUUUUUUAAUUUUGGUUUUUAUUUUUUAAUUUUUUUUUUUUAAUAAUUUUUUUUUUUUAAUAAUUUUGAUCAAACACAAAUCUUUUUCUACAACAAAACUUCAACUCAUUUCUUUUACGCCUUUCUAUUCAAAUUUUAGAAAGAGUUGUUAUUUUUUUUUAGAAGCGUCGUUUCAGACAUUUCCAGCUAACGUUAUGCUUUAAAAAAUAAAUUAAUUUAAAUUUGCACUUUCAAAAACACUCGAAAACUUAAUUCAAAGAUUUGAAAAACUAAAAGAAAAAAGAACGAUAUGUAUGUAUGUUUUCAUUAGUUUUUAUUGUAAUAUAAACAAAUACAUAUACUUUAGUAUACACAAUUGAUUACGUUUAGGUCCAUACAUAUGCAUAAAUAUAUAUUAUGUAUUAUAUUAGUUAAGUAAAAGAAAAGAACAAAAUAAUAAAUGAUAUGUAAAAUGUAUCAUUAAUAAACGUUUAUAUUCAUAUACAAACACAAAACACACACACACACACAUACAUACAAACAAUGAUAAUAACGUAAACCCGGCUCCAUAGGCAUAAACUUACCUAUCUAUACAUACAUAUAUAUACAUACAAGUAUGUAGUUUACAUAUAUUAUACGAGUAAGGCUUAUUUGUAGACUGUAGCAUAACGAAAAAUUAUUUCACAUACAGUACACUUAAUUCAUACAAUACAUACGCACAUAUAUUUCCUUUAAUUAUAUCGUUUGUCUGUCGUUUUUAUUCGUUAAUUUUUCGAUUCUCAUGUUUGCUGGGAUGUUGUUAGUUCUUAUUUCGAACGUUAUGUAAUCCCCGCCCUGCAGUGAAAUACGCUGCCUUAGAAGUGGUGUGAACCGCAAAUUUUACUUUUCUGCGUACUAGCUUUUUUCAUAGCUGUAGAGGGUAUUUUCUAAGGCCAUGUUCAACAAGGUGUCAGUUGUCAGAUGUUCGUCAGUAAGCUACCAGUUUUAUACUAGUUUACAAAAAAAAAAAAAACUGGUACCGGUACAUACUCGUAAUAUGGC
Molecule: messenger RNA, 7548 nt
Organism: Bactrocera oleae (olive fruit fly)
Lineage: Eukaryota; Metazoa; Arthropoda; Insecta; Diptera; Tephritidae
Source: RefSeq, a predicted model, not a curated record